GGGCCGACAAUAUAACCUGGUGAAGUUGAAUUCUGAGAGAACGGGGGUAGGGUUUGCAGAGCAGAUAUGAGCAAUCGUGGUAAGAAGAAGGCGAGAACAUCGCAACAAUACGACCUCGGAGAUGAAGACAGAAUCAGCAGAUUGCCAGAUGAACUGAUUCACCGUGUCCUCUCUUUCGUAGACGCAAAACAAGCUGUUCAGACCUGUGUUCUCUCCAAACGUUGGGAGCUUGUAUGGACUAGUCUCCCUUUUCUCCGUUUCGGUCUGUACAAUUAUCAUAAACCUAUAGUCGUUUCUAAGUUCAUGCGUCAUGUUCUGUCCAAUCGUAAUGAUCAAUCCGAUGUUUCUCAUCUCAGUUUGUCUGUUAGAAAUAAAGGUCUCUCCAGGCAUUUACUUGAAAAGUAUGUUAAUUAUGCGAUCUCGCACAAUUUGCAAUGCUUAACUCUUGAUUUACAGGAUGAUAGUAAACCUAUUAACUUAUCCGCCUUCACUUCGAAGUCGUUGAGCAGCCUUACAUUGAAAGCGAAUCUCGAAAAAUGUGAGCGGAUAUCAGAUUGCUGGGAUUUACCUUUUUUAACAACUCUGAGCCUGAAAAGUAUGGAAAACCAUAGUAAAUUUUCGGAUAAUUGGUUCACAAUGACAUGCUUGCCUGCACUAAGAGAACUGCGUCUUGAUGAUUAUGAUCUGUCUGAAUCAUCGUUUUCUUUCAGCUUGCCAGCUUUAACAACCCUGUGUUUGUGCCGCUGUAGAUUGCCCUCAACAGUUUGGGACUUCCCAGCUUUAAAAAGUAUAGAACUACAUGGUAAAGAGUUCCCGCAAAAUUUGAAUAAAAUAUUCUCUGCGCUUGUUAAUCUACAGAAUCUCAAAGUAUUUUUAACAUCAAGUGAUCACCGAGAAAAUGUAAUAUGUUGUCCUCCUCAAUUGUUGAACCUGAGUAUCAUUGCCGCAGAUUACUAUCCUGGCACUUGUAACACCGUUUUGGUUUCGGCACCGAAACUGUGCAACUUCACAUCUUUUGGUAUCUUUACAGCCAUGGUUAGAGUUCCUGAGUUGGAAACUGUAAAUGUGAAGUUACAGGGUUUGUUUGAUAAUAUUGGAUGGGUAAAUAAGAAACAAGCUUACCUGAGGUUAAUUAAUAUGCUUCCAGGACUUGCUAAUGCCAAGAAUCUCAUUUUUGACUUGGAUAGCAUCAAGGCACUCGAUGAGAUGUCCUAUGUUCUUGUUAGUUUUUCUUCUCCAUUCCAUAAGCUGAAGUAUGUGAAGUUACCUCGAGGAUUCAAGGAAUCAAGUAUGUCUAGUCCUCUUAGAAGCUAUUUACUUGGAGGCUCUCCAAAUGCCACCUUCGUCACAAAAUUGCCCCAGAAUCAUGUUGUGGAAAAUUCCAAGAUAGAUGCUGACAGGGUUAGACAUAUUGAUGCAUCAGUGGAAGGGGCAAACAAAGAUCAGGCAAGCUCUUUAAGAGGGGAAAGAGAUUCUGGGUUAUGGCGGAGCCAUGAGGUUAAUUCUGAGUUUGUAUGCCUACUUGAUCGCAUUAUGCAGAAGUACCCGGAAACCUUUGAGCACUUCACCUCAAACAACAAGAAAUUGUGUACAAUGAAUCUCAAUAUGUUGUGCACCUCACUGAAUGACUUCUCCAAAAUAUCUAUAGGUAAUGUUGAUUCUGAGAUGAUUGUUGGGUACAGAGAAGUAUUUUCUUACUUGAAAAAUCAGGGAUUCAACUUAAGUUGGGUGGUGGACCGCCUCAACUAUAUAGAACAUAUCCGUUUCUCGAAACCCCUAAUUAAAGAGCUUCACUCAAUUGAUUGUCAUAUUGAUGAUGCUAAAACUAAAGUAAAAGAGCUGCAAGCUCGUGUUGUUGAUGCCAAAACUGAACCACAAGAUCCGUCUCUUAUUGAUGAUGCCAAAAUUAGAUUACAAGAUAAGCAGACUCUUCGUGUGGAGAAGUUGUCGGAGAUUGAAAAAGUUUUUGGAACAAUGGGUAUAAAGCUUGUUGUUGGUUUCAUUGGAGAUGAUCUACUGUGAUACCUGGCUUUCGUGGUUUGAAUGUUCAUUUGAAAGUUGUUUAGCCUUGGUAUUAUGCUGCAGUACUUUGGAAGUAUUAUGCUAUUUGAUAUUGUAUCAAACUGUUUAUUUGUGUGUUGUCUUAAACCAAUGCAACAUUUUGAAAGUUAUUUUCAUAUCAUGUAAGGAUAAAAGAUGUUUCGUUUUGCCAAAUUUGUAGCAUAUUGUAUCAUGACAUUUGAUAUGUAUGUUUUAUAUCAUUGUGAAAGAGGCUGUGACAAUCUUUGAGCA
Molecule: messenger RNA, 2292 nt
Organism: Daucus carota subsp. sativus
Lineage: Eukaryota; Viridiplantae; Streptophyta; Magnoliopsida; Apiales; Apiaceae
Product: putative F-box/FBD/LRR-repeat protein At4g03220
Exons: 3
Coding region: 67-2022 (651 amino acids)
Molecular function (GO): protein binding
Source: RefSeq, a predicted model, not a curated record